Messenger RNA from Condylostylus longicornis, 4370 nucleotides. RefSeq names its product neuroglobin-like. The record is from RefSeq and is a predicted model, not a curated record. Gene Ontology annotation, molecular function: oxygen binding; heme binding. The transcript is spliced from 5 exons. Lineage: Eukaryota; Metazoa; Arthropoda; Insecta; Diptera; Dolichopodidae. The coding region runs from base 3124 to 3792 and encodes 222 amino acids.
CUAAUUAUAUAUUUUUUGCGGAUACUAAUAUUAAUAUAUUUGAUAAGAGUAAUACAGUAACUAAAUACAUAGAUAUGAUUAAAACUUCAGGAUAUUAUUUUUUGAACAAAACUAUUAGUACAAGAACAACGGCACGAUAAAGUACUUUGAUAGAUCAUAUCAUUUCCAAUAUUAAUAAUAAAUAUAGUAUUACUAUUAAGAUUGAAAAUAAUAGUUUAUCAGAUUUUCAGUUAGCGUUAACUUCGAUUAAAUUAGAAAAUAUAGAAAAAAAAACCCUUCCGAAAUUCCGUUAUUCAAAGAACAGAUCACAACAAGAUGUACUAUGGUCCAAAAUAAUAUUUAUAAUACAAAUUUAGUAGACUUCGACACACUAAGUAAUAUAAUUAAACACGUCAAGGAUGUUUGUACUUACUCAACUACAAUCAGAACCAGGAAUAAUGGAUGGGUAACUCCUAUUAUAAACGAAGAAUUAAAAGCCAUAAAAAAAAAUGGAUGAUAAGCAUAAAAAAGACCCUCAAAACAAUUAAAAAAAAUGAGAUUCAGAGAAUUUAAAAAUGAUGUCACAAAAUUAAUAAAAGAAGCAAAAAAAACUAUAUCUCUAAAAAUAUUGAAAAUGCUGGUAGUGAUUCAAGAAAAUUGUGAAAAAAUUUAAAUAGUACGAGUACAAUCUGUAACACCAACACUGAUAAAAUCAAACAUACCUUGAAUGUUAUUAAUAAAAAAGGCGAAAAAACAAAAAAUAAAAUUGACACAGCGAAUGUUUUGAAUGAGUUUUUCAAUGAAAUAGGAGAAUCAACAGUUAAAAAUAUUAAAAAUAAAACUUUAAGUUACAAUCAAUAUUCCCCGCAAUACAAUAAUAAAACGUUAUUUCUUAAUACAGUUACGGAAUAUGAAAUACAAAAUAUAAUUUUAAAUCUUAAUAAAAAUGCGACCUCAAGAUUAGUUAAAAUUACAGUUAAAGAUUUACAAAUUUUAAUUGAUAUAAUAAAACAGCCGUUGGCGAAUAUCAUUAAUAGUGCACUUACAAACGGAGUGUUCCCGGAUUUAUUGUCCCAAUACAUAAGGCAGGUUCGAAAACUGAUUGUGGAAAUUAAUUAUAUAAUAAUUAAUUUGAAUAAAUGAUCUUAAUAAUAAUUAAGAUCAUUUAUUCUUUACUGAUAGCAACUUGAAUUUAUUUGAAAAUAAUAACAUAUUAGUGAAAUAUAAAGAUAUGAUAGCUACUGUAGAAUAUUACAGAGUAAACCAAAUUGAGAGUUCAAGAGUAACAUAACAAACAAAGAACUUAAUUGAUCAUAUAAUUUGCAAAUAUUAAUAAUAAUUUCAAUAUUAGUUUCAAAAUAGAAGAUAAUAAUUUAUCAGAUCAUCAGUUAGCUAUAGUUGCUAUAAAAACUGAGAUUCUAAAAAGUUGUCUAUGAAAACGCGGUAAUACAUAGAUCGGCUACGUCAUAUUAAAAAACAGACAAUUGAUGAAACAGCAGUAAUGGAAAUUAAUGUUUCAAUAAAAAUUGUUCAAAAAGCAAAAGAAAUGUAUACAAAAACUAUUCGUUUUUGAGCUAGAAAUACCGAUUAGAUAACACUGCUCUUACUGUAAAAAUUGAAAUAUAGAAAAUCAUUGUAUGAUGAGCAUAAAAAAGAACCGAACAACUAUGAAAAAAAAUAAGAUAUGUUGAAGUUAAAAAGAAGAUAGAAAAGUUAAUAAAGGAAGCUCAAAAUAAAUAUAUAAAGUUACACCUGCUAUAUAUUUUGCACAUGCCGAAAAACAAGUUUAUAUCAAACUGUAAAAUUUCUGCGGAUAAUACAAAUUUGAUUGCAAAAGCCAAAUCAUUAGCAGAAUUAGAAGAUAUAUUAAAUAAAAAUUUGAAAACCUUAAUACUUAGCUACUGGCUGAAUUACAACGAAUUGUGUAUCAAUGCUAACAAAACUAAUUAUAUAAUAUUCUAACUCAUAAAAAGAGUUUAAUGAUAUCAAAAAAAGGCCUGGACUGGUAUCUUCGUAAAUAAAUCAAUUACGACCAACAAACGCAAGCUUUUAUUUAUACGGAUGAUAUUAAAACUACAGUAAUUUGAAGUCGGAGUUAAAAUAACAAAAAGUUUACUAACCUACAUACCAUAAAAUUAUCAAAAUUCCGAUAUAAAAAAUAAAAACAAUUUUUUUUUUUAACCGGAAUUAAAUCACAAAUCAUGAUGUCAAAAUUAAAAAAUCCACACGUACAAUACAAAACAAAGGCAGAAUGUUGAGCAUUUUAUUAUUUUUGUAUUAAAUAAAAAUUGAAUCUUGAAAUAGAAAAUAAAAAAAAAAUAAAAAAAAAUUUUGUAAAACUUUUUAAAUUUUUUUAGAAAAAAUGGUUGCUCGAAAAUUUUGGAAAAUCUUAAAAUUUAAUAUUGAAACGAAUGAAAACUUAAGAUUAUUAGAGUUUUUAGGGCGGUUAUCAAUUAAAAAAGUGAAAAUAUAACAAAAGUAAUAAGUAAGAAAUUUUUUGAAAAAUUAAAAUCAACAACAAUUUUCAAUCCAAAAAAAAAAAUAAAAAAAAAAAAUAUUUUUUUUUUUCAUUUCGUAUUUUUGUUUCCGGUUUUUUUUUUCUUUCUCUUGUUAAUUUUUAACAGAAAAAAUCAAUAAAAAAAUUAUAAAAAGGCCUAAAAAAGUUCAAAACAAAAAUUUUAUUUUAAUUUUAUAUUAAAUAAAGGAAAGCAUAAUAAAAAAACAAUAUUGUAGAAAAAAGUGAGAAAAUUUAGAAAAAAAAAAAUAAAUUUUAAAUUUUCACCUUUUUACACUGAAAACAUUUAAAACUGUAAAAACAAUAGAAAAUUAUUUAUUUAAAAUUUUUUUUUUGGGAGAAAAACUAAAUAUUUUAUGAAUUUUAUUUUUCUUACAAUACAAACAAAAGGGGCACACAAACCGCCAAUAACCGAAUAAUAACGAACACCCCGAAAAUAACCGAACACAAUAAUUUUACCACGAUUCCACAAAAAAAUUAAACUCUUAAAUUUUUCUAAUUUUUUUUUUUCGUUUGUGAAUUAUUUCAACUAUUUUAUUAUCCCAACGAUAAUAAGGUACCAAAAUAAGCAUUAAAUACAAAAAAAAAUAAUAAAACAAAAAAAAAAAUAAAAAAAAAAAUUAAAAAAAAUGGGUUGCGAAUUAAGUAAAUUAGCUGGUAAUCCAAAAUCAGAUGGUGGAAAUGUAUUGGGUCCAAGUGAACCACCGCCACCAGCAGCACCAGAUCCUAGACUACCAUUAACAGCUAGACAAAAAUAUACAAUGAUGGCAUCAUGGAAAGGUAUAAGUCGUGCAACUCAAACAACUGGUGUUCAUAUGUUUAUUGAAUUAUUUGAAGAACAUGCUGAUCUUCUUGGUAUGUUUUCAAAAUUUAAAGAAUUAAAAACAAAAGAGCAACAAGCAACUUCUGAAGAAUUAGCCGAACAUGCAAAUAAAGUAAUGGAAACAUUAGAUGAGGGUAUUCGAGGUUUAGAUGAUUUAGAUACAUUUUUUGAAUAUUUACAUCAAAUUGGUGCUUCCCAUCGUAAAAUUCAAGGAUUUAAAAGAGAAUAUUUUUGGAGAAUUGAAAGACCAUUUUUAUCAGCUGUUGAAAAUACAUUGGGUGAUCGUUAUACAGCAAAUGUUGAAGGAAUUUAUAAAUUAACAAUAAAAUUUAUAAUUGAAACAUUAAUAGCUGGUUAUGAUAAUAGUGCAUCAUCAAAUCAAAUAAAUAGUGCCAAUAAUCAUCAAAAUCCAUCAUCAGCAUCUGGAACAAAUAAUAAUAAUGGUAAUAUGACUGAACAACAACAAAAACAAUAACCUUAAUAAUCAACAAGAAAUGUCAAUUCAUAAUCAUUUAUUUUAUUCAAAAAACAAAAAAUCAUAAUAAAUUCAUACAUAUUUACAUACAUACAUACAUAUAUGUAUUACAUAAAAUAAUAUUUAUUAUAAACUUAAUAAAAUAAGAAAGAAAAAAAAAACAAAUAAAAAACAAAAACUCUUUUUUUUUGGAAAGCAUUAUUAAAAAUUUUCAUCACCAUCUCGUAAAAUACAAACAAACAUACCCGCCCUAUACCAUAUUUUUACAAUUAAACAAUUUUAAGAUAAAAAAAAAUAUUUAAUUAUAAAUAAAAUGGAGAAAUGAAAAAUAAAAAAAAUAAUUGUGAAAAAUAACAAAAAUAAUCAAUUACAAGAAAUAACAAAAAAAAAACUUAUAAAAUAAUUUUUGUAAAAAAAAAAUUAGUAGUACAAAAUGGCAACCAUUUUAUGCGUUUAUCACAAAAUCUUUAAUGACACAAAAUGGUAGAAUUAUUUUGUAUAAAAUUUAAAAAAUCGCUGAUAUUUUUGAUCAUUUUUAUCUUUUAUUUGUAAUAUUUAAAAUAAAAAAAAAAUAAUUA